Messenger RNA from Zootoca vivipara (common lizard), 2885 nucleotides. It is a transcript of the gene GALR3, whose product is annotated as galanin receptor 3. Gene Ontology annotation, cellular component: plasma membrane. Gene Ontology annotation, molecular function: G protein-coupled receptor activity. Gene Ontology annotation, biological process: G protein-coupled receptor signaling pathway. The record is from RefSeq and is a predicted model, not a curated record. NCBI's taxonomy places the organism in Eukaryota, Metazoa, Chordata, Lepidosauria, Squamata, Lacertidae.
UAGAGCUGGAGGAGUGAAUAUCCUGAGUGGGGAUAAAUUGGGAUACAAGAGACAAUGGAAGACAAGGCCCUGGAGAGCUUGAAACAAGGAGAGUGUGCAGGAUCCAGGAGCGGACAGGAAACUAGCGCAGGGAUUUGAGGCAGGGCUUGUCCCAUGACUACCUUUACCUCUGUUCAUUUCAUCUCUUCCUAUUUUAUCCAGGCCCCUUUCUCUCAGAUGGGGAGAUGCCAGACAGCUGGAACACAUCUUCAGACAGCGUAGAAGCACGAACUGCAGGCAUUAUUGUGCCGGUGGUCUUCUCCCUCAUCUUCUUCGUGGGCACAGUAGGGAACUGCUUGGUGCUGGCCGUGUUGCUGCGCAAUGGACAGGUGAAAUACAACACCACCAACCUGUUCAUCCUUAACUUGGCAGUGGCGGACCUGUGCUUCAUUGUCUUCUGUGUCCCCUUCCAGGCCACCAUCUACACGCUGGAUGGAUGGCUCUUUGGUGCCUUUGCCUGCAAGGCAGUGCACUUUCUCAUCUACCUCACCAUGUAUGCCAGCAGUUUCACCCUGGCAGCUGUCUCUGUGGACAGGUAUCUGGCUAUCCGUUACCCCCUGAAAUCCCGGGAUCUCCGGACCUCUCGCAAUGCAGCUCUUGCCAUUGUAAUGAUCUGGACGCUGUCGCUGCUUUUUGCAGGGCCGUAUCUCAGCUACUACCAAAUAGUCCACUACCAGGAGGUGCCCAUCUGUGUCCCGAUUUGGGAGGACCAGCGCCGCAAGAUCUUGGACAUCCUCACCUUCAUAUUUGGCUAUGUCCUCCCAGUCUUUGUUGUCAGCCUGGCUUACGCCAGGACCAUUAAAUUCUUGUGGACCACUGUAGAUCCCAUUGAGAGGAUCUCGGAGUCCCGUAAAGCAAAGCGCAGGGUCACCAAGAUGAUCAUUGCGGUGGCCGUCCUCUUCUGUCUGUGCUGGCUGCCCCACCACCUAGUGAUCUUGUGCUUCUGGUUUGGCUAUUUCCCCUUUAACCGGGCCACCUACGCCUGCCGCUUGGCUUCCCAUUGCCUGUCCUAUGCCAAUUCUUGCCUCAACCCAAUUGUCUACGCUCUCAUCUCCAAGCACUUCCGCAAGAGAUUCAAGCAGGUCUUCACCUGCCUCCUCAUCCAGGACAAGAAGAAGAAGCGAGCAGGCAACAAGGUCCAUGUAGCCAAUGUCAACAAUGGUUUAGCCAACCAUACAGCAGUCUUCUGUGGAGGGAACACUGAGGUAACCCAACUCCAUGAGGAAAAUAUCCGAUGCUACCAGGGCCUGUUGCUGAAAGAAACUGGAGGGGGAGUGCCCGAGGCAUGGUCUCAUCAGUUAGAAGACACAGCCAUCUCGGAUCAGAGAGCGCUAAUGAAUGAAGAAGGUUCUGGGGCAACUGACAACAAUCAACUGGCUGUGACAACACAUGAGGGACUGUAACCUACUAAUUAUCCAUGGCAGAUUAUCCUAUCCCCAUCAGCAUCAGAUGUGGAAUGGGUUGGCUUUAGAUGGCUUUUUUCAAAACACACAAACUACCAGAAUUUCUCAAUGAGAAUGUCAACGUUUCCCAGCUGAGAAUGCCUUUUAAUGGUUCCAAUUACACCCUGUCCUUGGGUAAUGGCUACAAAAACUAUUAAUGAAGCCACCAAAUGGUUGUAGAAAUAAGGGGCGCAUAGAGAUGUACCCAGCAGUGAAGGGAUGGUCAGUUGGGUCAGAGAAUUUAUUAAUGUCUCUUGACAAGAGUGGGUGGUCCCAGACCGGUUAACGGCGAUGGCGGUAAAACAUGAAAAAGCCAUCCCUAGAUCUGGAAGAUCUAGCUGAAUAAUUACAAACUGGUGGCAAACAGCCUCUUUCUCGGCAAAGCUCUUCAGCGGGUAGUUGCUGACCAGUUCCAGGCAUGCUUGGAUGAGACUGCUUUUCUGGAUCCAAUUCAGUCAGGUUUCAGGCACUGAAACAACAUUGGGCACCUUUAUCAGGAGAGAGAUGGGCAAAAAGGGUGAUGCUGUUGUUUUCCUUGAACUCUGGUUUGCUUUUGAUACCAUUGAGCAUGGUAUCCUUCUGGACCUCCUGUCAGAAUGGAAAGGGGUGUCACUUUUUGUGGCAGUUCCUCUCCCGUUUGGGUGGUCCACUCCAAAAAGUGAUGCUUAGAAUUAUUGUUCAGUUCAUUGUGGGCUUUCACAGGGAUUCCCCCCCCCAUGGAUUUACUGAAUCAGUGCCUGACUGCAGUAAACAACUGGAUGAGGGAAAACAACUGAAACUCAAUCCAGCUUUUCAGAGAUACUGCUACUAGGUGGUUCCUUGGUCCAGGUAGGUGAUGUGCAACUGGUUCUCCCCACUUUAUAAUCAGAUGCACAGAUUGGGGAGAUUCCUUGUUCCAUUCAUGGACGUAGGCAGGGGGGCAGGAGGGGGCAGCUGCCCCCCCAGAAGCAAAAAAUUAAUGUAUUUUACAGGCCAUAACCAGCACUUUCCCCCUCCAAAAACUGAAGUGGAAAGGGCUUUGCUUUAGCGAGAACAGCUUGGUCUCCGCUUGCUGGGGGGGGGCAGGAACACAGCUGUAACAAAAACACAUCAAAAAAAUAAAGCAAAGUGGCUACCGGUAGUUAAGCAGUUAAGACAAUGGAGCAGAUUGUCUAUUGCCUUUCAGGCAAGAUUUGAUAGCUGACCACUUCACCCUAUUGUUCUUCAGUGGGAGUUGUUAAUUCGCAUUAAGAGUUCUAUUGGCGAUUUAAUGAGGAUGCAUUGACUAAGGUGGCUCUGCAAGGCUAAAAGGAAGUGAAUAAGAAAAGGGGGGCUGUAGCUUUGAUAGACACAGUGAUGUUUAUAAAAAGCAGUGGUGUUCCAGUCUGCCCCUCCUCCUGCAUCUGUACACUGUAACUCAAUAAG